Cryptomeria japonica (Japanese cedar) is the source of this 1036-nucleotide messenger RNA. Its product is annotated as WUSCHEL-related homeobox 3. The record is from RefSeq and is a predicted model, not a curated record. Gene Ontology annotation, biological process: plant organ development. The coding region runs from base 112 to 903 and encodes 263 amino acids. Gene Ontology annotation, molecular function: DNA-binding transcription factor activity; DNA binding. Lineage: Eukaryota; Viridiplantae; Streptophyta; Pinopsida; Cupressales; Cupressaceae. The transcript is spliced from 3 exons.
GUUUGCUCGAAUCCUGAAAGUUCGUGACAAGGUUAUAAUUACUCAUUCAUUUGUCUCUUACACAAAUAAGAUAGGGCCUGAUUGCGAUGCCUCGUGUCUUGCUACUAGUUAAUGGUGUUAAGACGAACUGUCAUUUCUCGUGUACUAACCUUCCCAUUUGCUCCCUCGCAGCCUUUAAAUCCCCUCUGCCCUCAUUCCAUUUUGUCUCAAAAUCCUUCCUUCUAUCUCUUUCACCCAUUUGCCUACUCUUCUCCCCUUAUCUCUAAUUCUAUUUUGUCUCAAAAUCCUUCCUUUUAUCUCUUUCACCCAUUUGCCUACUCUUCUCCCCUUAUCUCUAAUUCUAAUGCUAUCAUGACUACUUCACGCAAGCUUGGCGUUCUCAAUAUAGAGGAGAAGAAAGAAGCCAUGACUGCUGGAAUGUUGUUCACGAGUGUCCCUAUGACUGCUGCAAUGGCACAGCCAGCGACCACGCGAUGGAAUCCCACUCCAGAACAGCUGAUGAUACUAGAGGACAUGUACAGAGGAGGGAUUCGAACCCCCAACGCCGAAGAGAUUCAGCAAAUCACAGCACAUCUCUCCUUGUAUGGCAAAAUAGAAGGGAAGAAUGUGUUCUACUGGUUCCAGAAUCACAAGGCUCGAGACAGACAGAAGCUCAGACGCAAGAUGGAGACCAAACAGCAGGAACCCAAGUCUAGCAAAACCCUUGCAGGGGAAACUGGAUUGGGUUUGGAUCUGAACCAUGGUUGGAUUUACAGCAGCCAUGAAUCUAUACAAGAUCAGUUUCACUCUAGCGUUCAGGAGUAUGGAUAUGAUUAUGAAUAUGGAGAAGAGAUGGAGAAUAGAUGUGCCUCUGUCAGGCCUCUCAAAACUCUGGAGUUGUUUCCCACAUGCAGUGGUUUAUAAAAUUUAUCAGUCACCCACUGUAACUCUGUCUUGUUAGCAAUAGAAGAAACUCUUGUUUUCUUUCCUGAAUAAAAUUUUGAUAAGCGAAUCAAAUCAUUGUAUCAUGCCAAUCUUGGCUGCCAUUUCUAAAUCA